CAUUUAGAUUAACAAGUUCUUCUGUCUUUCAGCUUCGAAAACAUGUAUGGUAGCAGCACGCAGUUUCGUAACUGGACCUUCCAAGAUGACAGAGAAAUUGCAAAUCUACGUAAGCAGGCAAAUGCAGAUUUUAUCAACAAAUUUAGCAGUCAUAUGUCUAGUGCACAACGAGGUUCACACUUCUUGAAUGUUGAAGAGGAGAGGCAAAUGGUCCAUUAUUAUGAGAAUUCUCUGAAAGAGUUUUGCAAGAGAUUCCGAGAUCCUAGAGAUGCCCGCAUCAAAAUGCCAUUGUCUGUCAUGACAACAGCUCAACAUUAUUUCAAAAGAUUUUAUUUAUAUAAUUCAGUGAUGGAUUACCACCCAAAGGAGAUUUUAGUCACCUGUGUUUACCUUGCAUGUAAAAUUGAAGAGUUUUAUGUCACCAUAAAUGACUUUGUCCACAAUGUGAAAGGAGAUAAAAAGAAAGCUGCUGAGAUAAUUCUGAACAAUGAACUUCAACUUACCCAAGAAUUACAAUUCAAUCUCAUCAUUCAUCAGCCGUAUCGACCUGUAGAGGGAUUACUCAUUGACAUUAAAACAAGAUUCCAAAAGCUACAGGACCCAGAAAGGUUGCGACCUUAUAUUGAAGAUUUUCUAGAGAAAGUAAAUCUUACUGAUGCCAUUAUAUUGUAUUCACCAGGCCAGAUUGCUCUUGCUGCUGUGACUACUGCAGUAAGCAGGCUUGGAGAUAAUCUAGAUCAAUAUGUAACAGAUAUACUUUUCCCUGGAGACCAGAAGCAGCAUUUAGCUAAUCUAGUUGAAGCAGUUAGAAUAGUGCCUCAGGCUAUGAAAUUAAUCUGUUCCGAAGCGGCCUUCGCAACCUGAUUUUUUCGUAUCUAGAACUACGUUUUACAUGUAAAUUGCCUAAUUCAUUCCAAGCCCUACAAAAACACCAUAGUAAAUUUUAUAAUA
This is a messenger RNA of Macrobrachium nipponense, 951 nucleotides long. RefSeq names its product cyclin-H-like. Lineage: Eukaryota; Metazoa; Arthropoda; Malacostraca; Decapoda; Palaemonidae. The record is from RefSeq and is a predicted model, not a curated record. Gene Ontology annotation, molecular function: cyclin-dependent protein serine/threonine kinase regulator activity. Gene Ontology annotation, biological process: regulation of transcription by RNA polymerase II; DNA-templated transcription; regulation of cyclin-dependent protein serine/threonine kinase activity. The transcript has 7 exons. Gene Ontology annotation, cellular component: transcription factor TFIIK complex; nucleus. Bases 43 to 864 code for a protein of 273 amino acids.